AAGUUAGUAACCAACAAGCUGUCCAGCAGCAGCAGCAGCAGUUACAAAAACCGGACCAAAACGCUUAUCUGAAUGCUUUCAAGAUGCAAAACGGUGGUCAUCUUCAACAGUGGCAGCAGCAUUCGGAUAUGCCUUCACCGUCUUUCAUGAAGUCGGAUUUCACCGACUCAGGCAACAAAUUUGCAACAACAGUUAGUCCAAUGCAACAAAACUCUGCCUCUCCUGGUUCUGGAGAUGGCAACAAUCUUUUGAACUUCUCUAUAACCGGUCAGUCUGUAGUACUGCCUGAGCAGUUAACCAAUGAAGGAUGGUCUCCAAAAGCAACCAACACGUUCUCUGAACCGUUGUCACUUCCACAAGCCUAUGUAGGGAAGAGUCUUGCCCUAGAAACCGGGAAUCUGAACCUUAACCCUCAGAAUCCUUCUCUUUUCGGCGUUGAUCACGACUCUGGUCUUUUCCUCCCUCGCUUUGCUUCUUCAUCAGGAGACGCUGAAGCUUCCCCUAUGUCACUAACAGAUUCAGGGUUUCAGAACUCCUUGUAUAGCUGCAUGCAAGACACAACUCAUGAGCUAUUGCAUGGAGCUGGACAGAUUAACCCGUCCUCCACCGAAACCAAGAACUUUGUAAAGGUUUAUAAAUCUGGUUCGGUGGGGCGUUCACUAGACAUCUCCCGAUUCAGCAGCUAUCAUGAGCUGCGAGAAGAGUUAGGGAAGAUGUUUGCUAUCGAAGGGUUGUUGGAAGACCCCCUUAGAUCAGGCUGGCAGCUUGUAUUCGUUGACAAGGAAAAUGAUAUUCUUCUCCUUGGAGACGACCCGUGGGAGUCAUUUGUGAAUAAUGUUUGGUACAUAAAGAUACUAUCGCCGGAAGAUGUGCAGCAAAUGGGAGAUCAUGGUGAAGGUAGUGGCGGGUCUUUCCCGCAAAACCCGAACCAUCUCUAG
Molecule: messenger RNA, 938 nt
Organism: Microthlaspi erraticum
Lineage: Eukaryota; Viridiplantae; Streptophyta; Magnoliopsida; Brassicales; Brassicaceae
Source: the annotation of a GenBank genome assembly